This is a messenger RNA of Aureobasidium subglaciale EXF-2481, 1064 nucleotides long. RefSeq lists its product as uncharacterized. The transcript has a single exon. The coding region runs from base 394 to 951 and encodes 185 amino acids. The record is from RefSeq and is a predicted model, not a curated record. Lineage: Eukaryota; Fungi; Ascomycota; Dothideomycetes; Dothideales; Saccotheciaceae.
GGCGAUUACCUCUGAGAUAUAUGAUGCAAGAUGCUGGCAUUGCUUUUGCCAAUGCUUGGGGCUCAAUGUUGUACACCGCCCAUCUGUACAACGCUGCUCGUCAGGAAAAGUUCGCCGCAAGCUUUUGGAAAGACAUGGAUCUUGCGUUGCUGUUACAAGGCGAUGGACAAGAUGUUUGUCGGCAAUCGAUCAAAGAAUGCUGAAGACUACCUCAAGCGCUUCACCCUUUGCAGCUAACUACGUUGAGUAUGAAACCUCACAAGGGUGGGCUUAGUGCAUCCCCGAAGGGUCCUCGUGGCCUUGAAAAGCCAUUUGCCCUUGUAGAGCUGUUUGCCAAACGCUACCCAUACAAUGGUCGAUCAUUGUCUACUGACCUAGAUGCUGUCGAGAAACAUGUCAAGGUCGAGUUCAGCGACCCUGAAAACUUCACCUUCUCGGAUGUUUCGGACGACACGACCGUCGCAGAAGUCACCGCCCAGGUAUGUACGUGACAGGUUUUCGAUGACAGUUGUGCUGGUUAUCAUACAGACCGCUGCAAAGUACGCGAUCAAGAACAAGCUCAGCGCAGGCACCUUCCUCGAAGGCCUGGCGAACGCGAUUCAGUCUAAAGGCAUGCACCUGACAUUUGACCACUUCCGCCUCCACCGUUUCUGCUGGAUGCUACUUCGCAGCGUCAAAGAAGCCUGUGCCGACUCACUGCGUCACAUCUUUCCUGAGUACCUUAAGCGUGAGAAUCAACUGCCUUUUGUAGUUGGUUACUUCUGCACAUAUCAGUUCUCUGCAGAGAGACUUGGUGAUGAUCUCGGUCAGGAGGCAAGAAGCAAGGUCUUCAUAGAGGCUACAAAUACAAUGGAAGGAAUGCUUCAAUCGGGCGCUGGUGGUAUAUGUGCCAAGAUCAUAGAGGAUUCUUUCAACUAUGCUGUUGAUUGGUAUGAUUUCGAAAGGCAGUAGAUGAUAAAAGACUUAUAAAUUCCGGUGUUUGUUUUCUGGACAAAGCCAUGAGAUAGGUAUUGUAGAUCGCGUGUUAGCCAACAUACACUGACGAAAAUAUUGAAACAGUUUGC